Molecule: messenger RNA, 912 nt
Organism: Cladocopium goreaui
Lineage: Eukaryota; Dinophyceae; Suessiales; Symbiodiniaceae
Source: the annotation of a GenBank genome assembly
AUGGAGAAUACUGCUGAGUAUUCAGAGGUGUGUUGCGAUGACUGGGAUCCAGGAUCGACAUGGACAGUGGAACCUUAUGACCCCCUUGAUUAUUAUUCGAACCCGGAUUCCACAACUGAGUGGGACUUGAGUGGGCUUUUUUCCUCAACCACUGUUGAAAGCACCACAGAGUCAUGGACUACCGUUACCACAACCACCGUUGGGUGGAAGCAGCCUCAGGGACCUGUUUACACACUUCAGAAUGCCACUUGGUCUUCAGUGUCUUUCCUGGAAGAGACGUUUGAUGCCGAGAGUUGCGAAGGAGACUGGACACGAGACAAUGCAUGGUUUGCCUUGAAUUUGUGUGUUGCACUUUGGCAACGUUCCCACAUGUUUACCCUUACGGAUGGUGUGCUUUUGUUCGCAGAGUGGAAUGGGCUGGAAUGCCUCGGCACCCCAAACGUGAUUGAGCAGUUCAGCACCGAGUGCAGUCCAGGUACAUCCAAAGCCUUCACAAUGCUUGCAUCGUCGAUGGCAGAAGGCCCAUGGAUUCCUUUCACUUACCCCACCAGAGCUGGAUAUUUGACGUAUUCCAAGACCCCAGUCAACAUGCCUGCGUGGGCUUAUGCUAUGUACUACUACUCUUCAACCUGCUCUGGACCACCAGAUGCGGUUUGGGUAAGUCCUUUGGGCGCAUGCAAGAAGGAACCCUACGGUUCCUACAAGAUGUUUUGCGAGAAUGGCGUGGUGGUGCAACAUUAUUUCGAGGGCAACAAGGACGGAUGCAAUGGGAAUGAAGACAAAUGUGCUUGCGAUCCCACCAUUCCGCCGCCAAGUUCGGUAGCUUCGGUGGGUUUUGACAGUCUCUCAACAUCAGCCUGUGUCGAGUAUGAUGGCAAGUACUACAAAGUAUUUGGGGUUGUGAGUAGCUAG